AUGUCCGAGGCCUACGAACGCGAGCGGCAGAACAAUGCUCGCCUAGAGGAGCUAUCAAGCAAGGUGACGGCCCUGCGCGGCGUCACCGUCGACAUCUACGACAAUGCUCGCAGCCAAGAAAUGAUCGACGAUACGUCCAACACAUUUUCCUCCAUGUCCUCGUCGAUGAAGGGAUCUGCUGGCCGCCUGACUCGCAUGGCCGCCUCUGGCAACAAGGUCGCUAUCCUCAAACUCUCCGGGAUCGUCAUCGCGGCAUUCCUAGUGCUGUAUUACGGCACAAAAAUCAUAUUUCGCUGGUAA
Messenger RNA from Clonostachys rhizophaga, 300 nucleotides. The record is from the annotation of a GenBank genome assembly. Lineage: Eukaryota; Fungi; Ascomycota; Sordariomycetes; Hypocreales; Bionectriaceae.